Morone saxatilis (striped sea-bass) is the source of this 1505-nucleotide messenger RNA. RefSeq names its product SPRY domain containing 4 (gene spryd4). Gene Ontology annotation, molecular function: protein binding. The transcript has 2 exons. The record is from RefSeq and is a predicted model, not a curated record. NCBI's taxonomy places the organism in Eukaryota, Metazoa, Chordata, Actinopteri, Moronidae. The coding region runs from base 44 to 721 and encodes 225 amino acids.
AGAAGGAGCCAAACCAUGUGAGCAACACCAGCAGUGGAAAAACAUGGCGAUGCCCGUUAGUGCAGCUCGUCUCUGUCUCUGCCUGGCGGGACGGACCGCCACCUCCCUGACAGCCGGACACAGGCGGGCUGUCAGCCUGCCAGCGAGGAGAUGCUACAUAUCCACCUCGACCGGGAGCCAUCUUCAGUUCAGGCUUGAUGAGCGAACGGCUCACAGCAGUCUGGACCUCUUCAAGAAAGACACUGGCGUCAUCUACCGCAUGCUGGGUCUGGACCCCAGCCACCUGCAGGACAACCCCAAUCGCUUCCGAGACUGGGCCGUCGUGUUCGGCGAUGAGAAGAUCGGCAGCGGGCGGCACUACUGGGAGGUGACGGUCAAAAAGUCUCAAGAGUUUCGUCUGGGUGUGGCCGAGGCGCUGAUGUCCCGAGAGGACUGCGUGGGCACCAACAGCUCCUCCUGGGUGUUCGGCUACGCUCAACGCAAGUGGUUCGCCAUGACCAGCAAUAAGAUAGUUCCUGUGACGCUGGUGGGGAAGCCGGACCGCGUAGGCAUCCUGCUUGACUACGACGCCGGCCUUCUGGGGCUGGUGGACGUCGGACACCGCACGAUCAUUCACGCCCUCAGGGUCCAGUUCAAGGCUCCCCUCUGCCCUGCGUUUGGACUUUGGGACGGGGAGCUGCUCACACACUCUGGCCUGGAGGAGCCCGAAGGCCUGAAGUGAAGCGGGAGGAACUGCGGUGGGGAUGAUUGUGACUGCCGUGAAAGGCCACAGGCAAUAUCUGUGCAAAUCAAUUCAGUUGCAUGUGAUGGUUAAUUCUCUGUGGUCCCAUUGGUUCAUAGUCAUGACUCUUAACAAUGCAAGUUCAUACUUUGUGUAUGUCGUCCAGCCUCAGGCAGCCAUACCACAGACGCUGUAUAUGUGUGUGUGUGUGUGUACCUCAUGUAUUACCUCUCAGACUAAUGGAUGUGAAAAGGAUGUGUGGUUGUUUUUUGAGGGGGACAUUAACUGCCAAGUUGUCAGUUUACACUGUCUUCUGUCGUUACCCACACAGCUGAAAUCAACACAAAGCCUUUUUUUUUCCAUGUUCAUACUGUAUAUUGUUUAAUAAAAUAACUUCACUGAAAUUGCUUUAAUUUCUUUGUUAUUUACAGCAGGAUGAUGUAUAUUUACAGUCACAGACAAAAGCUUGAGUAGACCUGAGGAAUCAUUUCACUUAAGAUGAAGAAAAAUGGUGGUUGAGUUUCUCAGUACACUGCAUACUAACGAGCAAAAGCUUUAAUUUUCUUCAUGUCAAAAAGUAUCACUUCAAACAAAUGUAUGUCUAGUUUGCAACAGUCAUUUGCAUAAAUGUAAUUAUAUAUUUAGUGUUAGAGUAACCCAACUGUGCACUGUUCCCAGCGCCUGAGACAUGCAGAUGUUUUCUGUGAUACACUAGUAACCACCACUAGUAGAGCUCACUCUAAUAACGCAAGAGUAAUUCUUCCAAAAAGAAAAAAGAAAAUGA